Messenger RNA from Xenia sp. Carnegie-2017, 745 nucleotides. RefSeq lists its product as uncharacterized. The coding region runs from base 50 to 745 and encodes 231 amino acids. The transcript has a single exon. Lineage: Eukaryota; Metazoa; Cnidaria; Anthozoa; Malacalcyonacea; Xeniidae. The record is from RefSeq and is a predicted model, not a curated record.
UAAGGCAUUUAAUUAUAGCUGUAAUUAUAAAACAAACCUCUUUUUUGAUAUGGGAAAGUGGAAUUGUUGCGUACCUGAUUGUAAUAACAACUGGCUUAAUUCUCCUUCUCUGUCUUUCCAUCGAAUUCCAACCGAUCACAAUAUUCGGAAACAGUACGACAUCUUGAUCAAGAACGACAACUUAAAGUUCCUGUCUGCUAGUACGAGAAUUUGCGGUGCACAUUUUCCUGGAGGAGCAAGAUCUUUUACAAACCAGUUGCCAUCACUGUUUCCAUGGACGAAGAAACUUGCUACAAGAAGGGAUAUUGUAAAAAACGAUAUUUAUUUUCAUGAACGAAAGCGAAAAAGACACACGGAAGAUAGUGAUUGCCAUCAUAACAAUUGCAAUGUUGUUGAAAUUGGCAAAGAAAAAAAUGAUGAAAGUCAUGGAAACCCGUGUAUUACAAAUCCUAAAAGUCUUCAGUUUUUGUGCAUACAGAAUGUCGGGAAAGUAUUCCAACAAAACAGGAGAUAUGUUUUAUCUCUACGUGAAGAGAUUGGAAAGUUGAAGUCCAGAGGGGCAGAGAUUCGUCAAAAGAACAGAAAUAUAUCUGUCUUAGAAAAGGAAGUGAAACAAUUGAAAGAAGAAGUGCAGGUGCUCACAUUUAAAUUAAACAACGAGCCUCAAUUUGACCUUGAUAAUUAUAAAAUGUCCAAUGACAACAUUGCUUUUAUACUGGCUUUCCUACCUAUAGCCAUGUCCUAA